This is a messenger RNA of Podospora pseudopauciseta, 1485 nucleotides long. It is a transcript of the gene rhp57, whose product is annotated as DNA repair protein rhp57. The transcript has a single exon. Gene Ontology annotation, molecular function: ATP binding; single-stranded DNA binding; double-stranded DNA binding. Bases 1 to 1485 code for a protein of 494 amino acids. Gene Ontology annotation, cellular component: condensed nuclear chromosome. Gene Ontology annotation, biological process: DNA recombinase assembly; mitotic recombination; DNA strand invasion. The record is from RefSeq and is a predicted model, not a curated record. NCBI's taxonomy places the organism in Eukaryota, Fungi, Ascomycota, Sordariomycetes, Sordariales, Podosporaceae.
AUGACAGACCUGCUGCGAGUCCUACCAGAAUUCCCAGUCAAACAGUUUGGCGGCCUCAUCUCAGCCCUCGAGUCACGCGGGUACACCACCGCCGACCUCCUGAUCCUAGAUCCUGCUGAAAUAGAAACCAGAACCAAGCUGCCAAAUGUGAAGCGAUUAUGUGAUGCCAUCUUGAACGCCCUACACACCGAUCUUGGUGUUGCAGAUCCACCACCACCACCAUUACAACAACAACAACAACAACAACAACAACACGACGAUGUACAGUCCAACAUUGAACCACCACCACAUCAUCACCAUGAAACCAGUCACCUAAAGCACACGGCUGACACCCUCUCCUCUCAAUGGAUCACAAUCAGCACCCUCGACCCCCACCUGGACCUCGCCCUCGGGGGCGGCAUUCCCACCGGCCACAUCACCGAAAUCACGGGUGAAUCCGCCGCCGGCAAAACCCAAUUCCUCCUCACCCUCCUCCUUGCCGUGCAACUCCCCCCUCCCCACGGCCUCUCCCGGCCAGCUCUCUACAUCAGCACCGAAGCCCCCCUCUCAACCCGCCGCCUCUCCCAAAUGAUCACCGAAAACCCAUUGUUUUCCACCCUCCCACGGUCUGCCCGCCCAACCCUCGACAAAAUAAUCAGCACCACCACCCCCGACCUCGAAUCCCAAGACCACAUCCUCACCUACCAAGCCCCGGUGGAAAUCGCCCGCCGCAACGUCGGCCUCUUGAUCAUCGACUCAGUAGCAGCCAACUACCGCGCCGAAUUCGAGCGCCCCACCGCCAACUCCAACCUCUCCUCGAACAUGGGCGCGAGGACCAACGAGCUCAUCAAGUUGGGAAUGCACCUCAAGGAUUUAGCAGAAAAGUACAACCUCGCGGUGGUGGUCUCCAACCAAGUAGCCGAUCGUUUCUCAGGCACCGGCGGGCUCAAGACACCUGCUCCUGUCCCCCCCAAGACACCAGCUUCAUCACUCAAGGCACCUUUCCCACAUGUGUUGGGGAAACAAUCACAGGAGUCACCGUUGGCAUCAAGAUCCCGACCGGCGGGGGCAAUACCAAUCCCACCGCCACCGCCACCGCCACAGCCGCAGUUAAACCCCGAGUUUCCCGAUCCAGAAGUUGAGAUUAACGCUCAUCCUGCGUUAUCGCUAGAUCACCAGCAAAAGUGGUUUACCGGCUGGGGUGACAACCCAUCGCUGGACUACCCGUUGAAGACGCCGAGUUUGGGGCUUGUCUGGUCGACGCAGAUAUCCGGGAGGAUAGCGCUGUUCAGGAGGCCGGUUAAUUAUGGGUAUGGGGAUCAUGUUGGGGCUGUGGAGGGGAUGGGGGCGAUGAAGGGGUGGAGGAGGUGGAUGAAGGUUGUUUGGGGGGUUAAUGCGCCGGCUUCUGAUGUCAGUGGGAGGGGUGGCAAGAAGAAGGGAGGGGGGCCGGUGGAGUUUGAGGUUUGGAAGGGGGGUGUGAGGGUUGUUGAUGCGGGGGAGGAUUAG